Messenger RNA from Pseudophryne corroboree (corroboree frog), 19389 nucleotides. RefSeq names its product DNA methyltransferase 3 alpha (gene DNMT3A). The transcript has 23 exons. Bases 307 to 3135 code for a protein of 942 amino acids. Gene Ontology annotation, cellular component: cytoplasm; nucleus. Gene Ontology annotation, molecular function: methyltransferase activity. Gene Ontology annotation, biological process: negative regulation of DNA-templated transcription. The record is from RefSeq and is a predicted model, not a curated record. NCBI's taxonomy places the organism in Eukaryota, Metazoa, Chordata, Amphibia, Anura, Myobatrachidae.
GGGGGGGCAGGGGGGACGCACACAGAGGACCGAGGGGGACACAGGCAGGAGAAGGAGGGAUAAGACCCCCUGUCCACGACCACCGACCUGCCCCGGGAACAAAGGAGGGAAGAUUUGGAAGAAACUUUCAGCUGGUGCUUUUUUUUUCUAUACAACAGAACAGAAUCGUCUUUUUCGCUAUUCUGGUUUUUAAUCACUCUGGAUUUAUAACAAGUUCUCCAAAGGAUUCCUCUGUGUCCCAACAAGUAACUCUCCACCCCCACCCCCCACCCCCCCAGAACAUUGGAUUUACGGGACCCUGUCCCAAUGAUGCUGUCCAAUGGCACCAUCCUCAACACCAGCAAUCCCAAUACGGACACAGACGUCAUCCAAACGCACAAGGGAAAAGACGACGCUAGUGAUCAGAAGAGUAAGGACGAGAAGGAUGUUGGGGCGUCUGUGAAGAAAGUUGGGCGCCCAGGCAGGAGACGCCGGGUUGACGCGGUGGAAAGCGUCAAUGCAUCCAAAGACAUCACCUCAGUCCCUAAGUGCCACUUGUCCUCAAACACCGGCCGCCCGGAUCCCGUACACAACGGAGAAGUGGAGGCAGCCGGCACACAGCUAAAGCCCGAGACGCCCACUCCCGAGAGAGUCAGCCCCGAGCGUGCCCACAGGGACCGGAAGAAGUGCGACCACGCACAGGAUGGCCCGAAGGAUGGGGAGAUCGCGCUAGAGAAUGGCCGCUGCGUGACGAGCGACGGGGAGGACACGGACGAGGGCGACACCCUGAUUAUCUCCACUCCGAAAAAGAGAGGGCGGAGGAGUCUGUCGGACAGCGCAGAGAAAAAUAAAGAAGAAGAGAAGGAGGACGAGGACUCGGGAUCUCCCAAAUCAGAGGGAUACCGAAGCCGGUUACGUGGAGGGUUGGGCUGGGAGACCGGUCUGCGUCAGAGGCCCGUGCCGAGGCUGCCUUUCCAGGCUGGGGACCCAUAUUACGUCAGCAAGAGGAAGAGAGAUGAGUGGCUGGCCAGAUGGAAGAAGGAGGCUGAAAAGAAACAGCAGCUGGUCGCUGUCAUAAACGCCAUGGAAGAAACUGUGUCGUCACGGGACCCUCAGAAAGAAGAGGAGCCCACUCCGCCUGCCUCUCAGCAGCCCACGGACCCUGCCUCACCCACUGUGGCCACCACUCCCGAGCCUGUGGUGGCCGAUGCCGUGGAGAAGACUGCCUCAAAGUCAGCUGAGGAUGAGGCAGAGUAUGAGGACGGCCGCGGCUUUGGCAUUGGGGAGCUGGUUUGGGGCAAGCUGCGUGGGUUCUCCUGGUGGCCUGGUCGCAUCGUCUCAUGGUGGAUGACCGGAAGGAGCCGGGCAGCAGAAGGGACGCGCUGGGUGAUGUGGUUUGGAGACGGCAAGUUUUCAGUGGUCUGCGUGGAGAAGCUGAUGUCACUGAGUUCCUUUGCAAACACUUUCCACCAGGCAACGUACAGCAAACAGCCCAUGUACAGGAAAGCCAUUUACGAGGUCCUACAGGUGGCCAGCACCCGAGCCAGAAAAGUUUUCCCCUCAUGCCCUGAGAACGAUGAGACCGAUUCCUCCAAAUCUAUAGAUAUCCAGAACAAGCAGAUGAUAGAGUGGGCCUUGGGCGGGUUCCAGCCAUCGGGACCCAAGGGCCUGGAUCCCCCUGAAGAGGAACGCAACCCAUACAAAGAGGUCUACACAGAGAUUUGGGUAGAACCGGAAGCCGCCGCUUAUGCCCCGCCCCCUCCUGCCAAGAAACCCCGAAAAAGCACAGAAAAGCCGAAGGUGAAGGAGAUCAUUGACGAGCGCACGCGAGAGAGGCUGAUCUUUGAAGUAAGAGAGAAGUGCCGGAACAUUGAAGAUAUUUGCAUCUCCUGUGGCAGUCUAAAUGUUUCUCUGGAACACCCCCUGUUUAAUGGGGGAAUGUGCCAAAACUGCAAGAACUGCUUCCUAGAGUGUGCAUACCAGUACGACGACGAUGGAUACCAGUCCUACUGCACCAUCUGCUGCGGAGGGCGGGAGGUGCUAAUGUGUGGCAACAACAACUGCUGCAGGUGUUUCUGUGUGGAAUGUGUGGACUUGUUGGUGGGACCAGGUGCGGCGCAGGCAGCUAUAAAAGAAGACCCCUGGAACUGCUACAUGUGUGGGCACAAGGGCAUCUACGGGUUGCUGCGGAGGCGAGAUGACUGGCCCGCUCGCCUGCAGCUCUUCUUCGCCAAUAACCAUGACCAAGAGUUUGACCCACCAAAGUUUUAUCCGCCUAUUGUAGCUGAGAAGCGGAAGCCUAUCCGAGUACUGUCUUUGUUUGACGGCAUUGCAACAGGUCUAUUGGUGCUAAAGGAUCUUGGGAUCCAGGUAGACCGGUACAUUGCCUCCGAGGUGUGUGAAGACUCCAUCACUGUGGGAAUGGUGCGACAUCAGGGCAAGAUUAUGUAUGUCGGAGACGUGCGCAACAUCACCCGCAGACAUAUUCAUGAGUGGGGCCCCUUCGACCUAGUGAUUGGGGGAAGUCCGUGCAAUGAUCUUUCCAUCGUGAACCCAGCCCGGAAAGGUCUCUUUGAGGGCACGGGCCGGCUCUUUUUCGAGUUCUACCGUUUGCUCCAUGAAGCUCGACCAAAGGAAGGUGAUGACCGGCCAUUCUUCUGGCUGUUUGAGAAUGUGGUGGCCAUGGGCGUUAGUGAUAAAAGGGACAUAUCCCGUUUCCUAGAGUCAAACCCGGUGAUGAUCGACGCCAGGGAGGUGUCUGCAGCGCACAGAGCCCGCUACUUCUGGGGUAACCUUCCCGGUAUGAACAGGUUGGUGAGAGCAUGGCCUCUGGCAUCUACUGUAAAUGACAGGCUGGAUUUACAAGACUGCCUGGAACACGGAAGGAUAGCAAAGUUUAGCAAAGUCCGAACCAUCACCACUAGGUCUAACUCCAUCAAACAGGGCAAGGACCAGCAUUUCCCGGUCUUCAUGAAUGAGAAGGAGGACAUCUUGUGGUGCACGGAGAUGGAGCGGGUGUUCGGAUUCCCAGUCCACUACACAGAUGUCUCCAACAUGAGCCGCUUGGCCAGGCAAAGGCUUCUGGGAAGAUCCUGGAGCGUCCCGGUCAUCCGUCACCUCUUCGCCCCCCUAAAGGAAUAUUUUGCCUGUGUUUAACUCAUGAGGCAAAAGGAACCUGAGGCCGAUCGCCCAACCUUCCAGCUACCCAGAGCCUGCAGCGCCUCACUGCACCUCUCAUUUCCACCCAGGGAAGAAGGAAAGUAGAAGAGUUUUCAGUAGGAAAAGAAGAAGAAACCUGGUGGAAAUGAACCAGCAGCGCCUAGGAGCCAGCUGGGGGCAUCUGAGGUCCGAGCAGACACUUCUACGUAAUUCUCCUUCCAUGUUACACUCUCCUUUGCAUAUGUCUACAUGUCUCAUUUUAUUUUUUUAAGUUUUUACCUUGACGUUUUUUGUAGAGGGAGGUGGGACCUUUUAGAACCUCCCGACCCGGGUUUUAGUAAACUAUAAGUCAACGGGUCUUUCGAGAGGUUCAUCCUGAGGAGGAGAUGUCUCCGCAGGGUGUGCUCUCAAGUUUUAAAUUUUUAGUCCAGUUUAGAGUCGGUGUUCCCCUCUUGCUGAAAGGCUUAGUCCCCGGUUAGUUUUAUGGGUCUUUUAAUCUGCUCCUCUGCUGGGGAGUGGCUGAAAAUUUUCGGUUGCGGUUAUCCAAUAUUGUGCACGUGUUGCAGAGAGACUGAGGGUAACCUACAGGCAGAGGUAGCAGCACAAGGGAGGAGAUAUAUUCCGUACGUCUCCUGUCAUAGCACACCGAGGCCCGCGUCUGCUAAGUGGUGCUAUUCUGUUAGCCACCUCCAGGGGGUGACUUACCCAGAGUGCCAUGCCGCUUGGCAGACGCUGCGGCCCGAUAUACCGUUAUAAGGUGUCCGUAUCUCUCUUGCUUUGUUCAUAUUUAGUCACCUAGGGAAACAACGACGGAGUAAAACAAACAUAAAAAUUAUAAAGGGUUAUUACUUUGAAAAACAGCAUUUCCGGUGUUACCAUGCAGCCGUGUUAAUGUUAAGAAAAAAAGGUGGCAAAUAACUUACAAUUUUAGGUAUUUUUUUAUAUAAUGUUUUUUUUUUACAGUCUUCAGGUGCCUCGUGCAAGAGGCCGGGAUAUAGCGGCUCAGACAAACAGCUCUGACCUCUACCACUGUUUACAGAUAUACUGUAUGUGUAAUGACUCUGCAAGUGCGUGCACAGCCUCAGUACCCCUCCCCCUUCCCGUGGUAUGGCCCCUGCCCCAGUCUGAUGGCGCCGGUCGGCCAGGGACGUUUGCAUACUUUGAGGUCCUAAUUAUGGUGCUUAAUCCUUCACUUCUUGUCAUGUGAUCUUCCUCAAUAUACUGUCUCUGCAGCCGAGGUCCGCCAUUACAACUGGGGAGCAAGCCGACCACGUCUAAUUACCUUGUGUGUGUUUGUAUAUAUAUGCAUAUACAUCCAUUUAUAUAUACACCCACCCACACACCUAUAUAUUAUUGGUUUUAUCCAUGCACAGUUGUAAGUGUCCACAUUGGACCUUGUUGCCAUGAUAACUAUGUUUCAGGCAUUUCUCCCCCACAUUUCUGUGGGGGGGACUCUGGGGCAUCUGCCGGUGACUAUCUGAGCAGGGGGCUUCCAUCUGACCUGGUCAGAAGUAGACACUUGGUAUGUGCGUGCACUUGUAGAGGCAAUGUAUACAACUCAUGGUACUACUUACUACUACUGUACAACGUCCUCACGUGGUGCUUUCCAGCAGGGGGAUGAGUAAAAACAUCGGCUCCCACUGUGCCUUACUGAGACGCUGUGCAGGGAACUUGUCACCCUCUAGCCACGGGGGGAAAUUUGGCGCUUCCUGGACAUUUGAUCGCGGUGCUUGCCACGUGGCGCGGUGCUUCUGUCUUAGAUAUGUGCCUAACAUACAGGUAUCACAGUGGCGUCAACGUGCCAGACCAGAACAGUGAUCUGUCCCAAUCCGACCAUUCGUAUGGUCAUUUGCAGGGCCGAGUGCGAGGGCCGAUUCCCCCAACAUGGCGCAAGAUCUCAUUCACGCUCUAGAACCUAGAGUGCCUUACUGCACUGUGUGUGGGCAAUUGUAUUUCCCUCUGGCCUCGUGACCCCAUCUCCCCGUUAGAGUCAAUGGCGAAUGGAACAUGGAGAUGCAUACAUAUAUAAGUACAGGACACGAGGGACAAAGGUAAUGGAGAGCCUUGUCUUAGACAUCUACAUCAGCCAGAUGAAACCACUCUUAGUAGUGGUGGGUGCAUAACGCAGAUGUUUAGUCCUCCUUGAGCCACCCCUAUGUGGCAGGCUUCUGUAGGUCCUAGCUAAGGACUGGUGCUAUCCCACAGUAAGGUAUGCUAGUCACCCACACCCAGUGGAGGCCUCCAUGUUUAGGAACCAGUCUCAGGCUUCCUCGUGAACCAGUGAGAUGCAUUGAAUCAUGAAUAUUGCCUCCACUUUGUGUCGGUGACAUUUACUCCAUAGCCUUUGGCUCCGACCAGAUCCAUGGUGUGAGCAAGCGCUCUAUACGGUGCCUUAUUGCCAACAUCCUUACGUAUAAUCGGCACCAACAUUACUCACCGGUAACGUUCCUUCUGAAGCAGAAGGUUCCAGACGUGGUCUGGUCUGCUGCCAAGCCAACGCAGUGGUUACACAUAUGCCAAUAACCCCCAGGCCUCCACCCUGCCCCGUCUCACAGAGCUAUGCAAUAGAAGCAGACGUUGCGUCCCAAGGCUCCAGAUCACGUUGGUGCAACCUCCCAUCAGCCCUGCCGCUUCCCCAGGCCCGUUACAUCUCUCCCGAAUGGAGAACGUGAAAUUUCCAGAAUUACACGCUCCAAGGGCCAACACUGGUGCUUACUGUCUAGAUCUCUACACAGUUACUGUAUUAAUGGGGAAACAUGCCCCCAUUGAGUGCUAAAUCUUACUGGAGCUUCCAAUGGAGCAACUCAGGCAAGGCGGCCCCAUGCUUCUCCGGUGGGAGGAAGAGCAAUGUUUUUACUCAUCCCCAACAACAAACAAUAUCAGCGUCGUUUUUUAUAUGUCUAUUUAUAAACAAGGUAUUUAACCAAACCUGACCCCCCUCAGCUGUGACAUCAGAGGGGGUUUUAUUAUUUCACAACUGUUUGAAAUCUGUAAAACUGGGAUUACGUUGAGUUAUGGAGAACGGGAGGGGGCGGGCUGUCCUCUCCCGGUGUAAGAGAUGGGGGGGCUCCAAAGCCUCCUCUGAUAUUUUCUAGUAUAUAACCUCUUGAGUCUGCUUACAAUAACCUUGACUAUCACAAGUGUUUUUGUGUUGUAUGGGGGCCGACACCCCCCUGUCCUCUAAUCCUUUGUAUCUGAUGUGAACAUAAUAUUUUUGAUUUUGUGUCCAAAGUACUUGAUGAAGACGGGGCUGUGCUGUAUCACUUAGACCGAAAUGUAAAUACAACUUUGUAACUGUGCCCACCUCCUCGUCAUUGUACUGUACGCCACAUGACCUCAAGUGGCUGUCGUCAUGUCCCAGGCCCGCUGUCCAGGCGGUGUACAGAUCACUUCCGCCGGUCAAGCCCGCUGUAGCGGUAUUGCCAGGCACAGACCUAAAGGCACUGUGUUUCUCGCGCCAGAACAUCUCGGUAUGUCAUUUUCUACCAGAGCAGCUUUGGAAUAAUGGGCAACUGAUAAGCUAUUCCCAGUAAAAGUGAAUAUUUUAUAAUGCACACGACGCAAAGUGUCCAGCUUAGGCCGUUCUACCAUGGAUAGUGGCCAUUUAUGCUCCAGCUUGUGUUUAGCGCUGCGGGUUCUAGAGUCUAGCUGGCUCAGUCUUUGGAGUUGCCCCAUCUGUCUCCGUCCCCAUACAUCACUCUCUCUCUGCGCUCUUCACUGGAGCUGAGGUGUCUCCUCUUGGCCCGGCUGGGACAGUAAUAGGUAGGUUGACCUAGAAUCUGUAGCUAUAGACUGAAGCAGUGUUCUUAGUAAAACUCACCAUGUCCCUGGGGUUAGUUGAAAUAAAUACCAGUUAUUACAAAGCCGACAUCUCCUGUAAUGCUUUGUUCUUUGAGAUCAGACCCUCUGGCUCUUCCGAAUGAUGAGUAUCUGAUAGAUAGCAUUCUGUUGAGCGGUUAUCUCCAGUUGUUCAUCUCUGAAGGUCAACACAGCCUAACGACGAACAAUUGGUGUAGUUGCUGAGGAUCUUUUAAUGACUUUAGUGUAUUUUGAGGUUGCCGAAUUCAAAAAUAAAAGUAGUUUUUUCUUAUUGGCUCUAGUUCUUGAGAUAAAAGCUACAGUCAAUGAAUAGGGAACUUGACCUUAACCCAUGCAUAUGGGAAUCUAUCAGAACAUUCUAGAAGGUGAGAUGCAAAUAUUCUAGAUGUUCAGUCUAUAAUCAUUCUAGAAUAUUACCCCUCCGUGAUCGGCCACUGGCAGUUGAGCGAUUUGCGUUGUCUGUUGUCCUUUUCUUGUUUCUCAUCCGCGUAUCUCAAAGAUUUGAGCCAAUCUAGCAAAACCAGAAUGGGCACCACAAAGUUACACUAACAUCGCUCCAUAUGACAAGGACUGUAAUGAUGAGUGAGGUAGAUUAGAGAGCCAUCCUGGGCUAUUAAAUUUAAGAAGAAGCCCAAUUCCCCACCUCCGUAAGUGGAGAUGGUUCACCCAUCCGUAAGGUCAGACUGGAGCAGUAGAGGGAGUGGAAAACUUCUGGCCAAUACCAGUAUGCAUAAUGCUGCUAUCUGAUUGGAUGGCAGUCAUGCAGCCUUCCUGAUCCUCUACUCCUCUGUAGAUAAGUGUCCGUUUCUGGUGUUCGGUCCCAUUCCAUAGAUAGAUCAAUGAAUUGCAAUAUAACUAAUGAGACAGAAUUCUUUAACCUUUACACUGGGCCCCGAAGAGGAAAUCAUGUUGGACCUUAUAUUGUGCUCCCGGCAGGUCUCUGUGAUCACGCCUUUAGUACAUAUUGUCCCUGGUGCACGGUUACUGAAUGCGGAGCACUUGAUGCUCCCAUAUCCUUUCUCUCCUCAAACACGUAUGCAAAAGAUUUGUAGAUCAAGUUCAACAAACGUCCUCACAUUAAGGGUCCUUCAUGCUAUAACUCCCAGCUACCCCACCGUGGUCUGCCAUCCCAUGUUGUGGUCUCCUGAGGGGGAUGCGACCCAUAAUUUGGUCUGUAUACCAAGAUAAGUGGCGUAGGAGUUACAUGACACACAGCAUGGGGGCGCACUAUUUAGGAACGCAUAUAAUCAGCACAAGCUUACACCAGUCCCCUAAGGAAUCACCCUCUGGUAUGUAUCCUACAAGUCCAGGCAUUUGGCUUGGUGUAACCUGCUCUGGCCAGUGCGAGGUUAUUACAGAAUGCUCUUAACCUAAUUGCACAUACAGUAAAUACACCAUUAUGGAAUGAAUACACAUACAUGGAAUCUCUUAAAAGCAGCGGUGACCAGUGCGUACAGAGAGGCACGCGUGGUCCGUGGUCGGAUCACCAUCACUGUUAUGGGUCUAUUACUUUCAUAGUGGAUCCAGAGAUGAUAAAUAACUUCUAUAUUGCAGCACCGUGCAGCUGAGACAGAACUUUAAAAAGUACCCCCCCUUUAAUAAAGCCAAAGUUUUAAAAAAGGGUCCUGUCAACGUCCCUCCGAAUCUGUUACCCCUUGUCAAGGUGCCCAGCUCAAACGUUGGGAUGGCUCUGGCUAGACUCCCGUGGGCCCACAGUCUUAUACUGAUAGAUGGGACUGGCUGCCAGAGUAGGUAUUAUGUAAGUAAUGUGACUUGUGAAUCAUGAUGGUAUAUGCUAGCGCCAUAUAAAUAAAUGUUCCUAAUAGUAGAGAAUUUUGAAACUGUAUUUCCAUAUUGGAUAAGCAUCGGUCGCUCGCACUGUGCGGGCACCCAGUAAUAAGGCGGGCACCCUGUAAUAAGGCUCCCCAUACACACAGAUAGUCUAGACCCCUGUAAUAAGGCUCCCCAUACACAUAGAUAGUCUAGACACCCUGUAAUAAGGCUCCCCAUACACAUAGAUAGUCUAGACCCCCUGUAAUAAGGCUCCCCAUACACAUAGUCUAGACAGCCUGUAAUAAGGCUCCCCAUACACAUAGUCAAGACACCCUGUAAUAAGGCUCCCCAUACACAUAGAUAGUCUAGACCCCCUGUAAUAAGGCUCCCCAUACACAGAUAGUCUAGACACCCUGUAAUAAGGCUCCCCAUACACAUAGAUAGUCUAGACCCCCCUGUAAUAAGGCUCCCCAUACACAUAGUCUAGACACCCUGUAAUAAGGCUCCCCAUACACAUAGUUAGUCUAGACACCCUGUAAUAAGGCUCCCCAUACACAUAGAUAGUCUAGACACCCUGUAAUAAGGCUCCCCAUACACAUAGUUAGUCUAGACACCCUGUAAUAAGGCUCCCCAUACACAUAGUUAGUCUAGACACCCUGUAAUAAGGCUCCCCAUACACAUAGAUAGUCUAGACACCCUGUAAUAAGGCUCCCCAUACACAUAGAUAGUCUAGACACCCUGUAAUAAGGCUCCCCAUACACAUAGUUAGUCUAGACACCCUGUAAUAAGGCUCCCCAUACACAUAGUCUAGACACCCUGUAAUAAGGCUCCCCAUACACAUAGUUAGUCUAGACACCCUGUAAUAAGGCUCCCCAUACACAUAGAUAGUCUAGACACCCUGUAAUAAGGCUCCCCAUACACAUAGUCUAGACCCCCCUGUAAUAAGGCUCCCCAUACACAUAGUCUAGACCCCCCUGUAAUAAGGCUCCCCAUACACAUAGUUAGUCUAGACCCCCCUGUAAUAAGGCUCCCCAUACACAUAGAUAGUCUAGACACCCUGUAAUAAGGCUCCCCAUACACAUAGAUAGUCUAGACACCCUGUAAUAAGGCUCCCCAUACACAUAGAUAGUCUAGACACCCUGUAAUAAGGCUCCCCAUACACAUAGUCUAGAUUUCUAUGUGGGGGGUUCCAACAACCCCCCACAUACAAAUGUAGGGGGUUGUUGGAAAAAUAAGUGUAUAUUAAAUGAAAUUUAUAUCUAGCAUAUUUACUGACCGUCCGGAGGUUUCACCUCAGUGAUUUUGGAGACUUCCUCUCCAGUCACUGCAGUAGAAGAGGAAGCCAUGGAAGGUGCAUCACAGGCAUUAUGAAUAUAUAGGGUAUAAAUAUAUUGUUCGUUGGCGGCUGUCUUAAGUAGAGUAUACACAGAACCCUAAAUCAGAUUAUCUAUGGAGUUGUCUGUAGAGAUCAGACAUUGCUGCCCAAUCCCCUCAGUGUCUGCCUGCACGCAUAUUAGCUCCGAGUCGUUAUAUAGAGAUACUUACCACAGGCACAGCCAUUGCACUGGAGUGAUGGGGGCAUUUACUCAACGUUUACUGAUCCCUGGCAUCAUCCAGUGUCCCUGUCCUCUACACAUAACUGUGCGUCACUGAGUCACCUGACCUGUCCCCACACACCUCUACACAUAACUGUGUCACUGAGUCACCUGACCUGUCCCCACACACCUCUACACAUAACUGUGCGUCACUGAGUCACCUGACCUGUCCCCACACACUUCUACACAUAACUGUGCGUCACUGAGUCACCUGACCAGUCCCCACACACCGCUACACAUAACUGUGCGUCACUGAGUCACCUGACCUGUCCCCACACACCUCUACACAUAACUGUGCGUCACUGAGUCACCUGACCUGUCCCCACACACCUCUACACAUAACUGUGCGUCACUGAGUCACCCUGACCUGUCCCCACACACCUCUACACAUAACUGUGCGUCACUGAGUCACCUGACCUGUCCCCACACACCUCUACACAUAACUGCGUCACUGAGUCACCCUGACCUGUCCCCACACACCUCUACACAUAACUGUGCGUCACUGAGUCACCUGACCUGUCCCCACACACCUCUACACAUAACUGUGCGUCACUGAGUCACCUGACCUGUCCCCACACACCUCUACACAUAACUGUGCGUCACUGAGUCACCUGACCUGUCCCCACACACCUCUACACAUAACUGUGCGUCACUGAGUCACCCUGACCUGUCCCCACACACCUCUACACAUAACUGUGCGUCACUGAGUCACCUGACCUGUCCCCACACACCUCUACACAUAACUGCGUCACUGAGUCACCCUGACCUGUCCCCACACACCUCUACACAUAACUGUGCGUCACUGAGUCACCUGACCUGUCCCCACACACCUCUACACAUAACUGCGUCACUGAGUCACCCUGACCUGUCCCCACACACCUCUACACAUAACUGUGCGUCACUGAGUCACCUGACCUGUCCCCACACACCUCUACACAUAACUGCGUCACUGAGUCACCCUGACCUGUCCCCACACACCUCUACACAUAACUGUGCGUCACUGAGUCACCUGACCUGUCCCCACACACCUCUACACAUAACUGCGUCACUGAGUCGCACUGACCUGUCCCCACACACCUACACAUAACUGUGCGUCACUGAGUCACCUGACCUGUCCCCACACACCUCUACACAUAACUGCGUCACUGAGUCACCCUGACCUGUCCCCACACACCUCUACACAUAACUGCGUCACUGAGUCACCCUGACCUGUCCCCGCACACACCUCUACACAUAACUGCGUCACUGAGUCACCCUGACCUGUCCCCACACACCUCUACACAUAACUGUGCAUCACUGAGUCAACUGACCUGUCCCCACACACACACCUCUACACAUAACUGUGUGUCACUGAGUAACCCUGACCUAUCCCCACACACACCUCUACACAUAACUGAGUCACCCUGACCUGUCCUUCCACACACCUCUACACAUAACUGUGCGUCACUGAGUCACCUGACCUGUCCCCACACACACCUCUACACAUAACUAUGCGUCACUGAGUCACCUGACCUGCCCCACACACACCUCUACACAUAACUGAGUCACCCUGACCUGUCCCCACACACCUCUACACAUAACUGUGUAACUGUGCGUCACUGAGUCGCCCUGACCUGUCCCCACACACACCUCUACACAUAACUGCGUCACCCUGACCUGUCCCCACACACACCUCUACACAUAACUGCGUCACUGAGUCACCCUGACCUGUCCCCGCACACACCUCUACACAUAACUGUGCGUCACUGAGUCGCCCUGACCUGUCCCCCCCCACACACCUCUACACAUAACUGUGCAUCACUGAGUCGCCCUGACCUGUACCUACACAUAACUGCGUCACUGAGUCGCCCUGACCUGUCCCCGCACACACCUCUACACAUAACUGUGCUUCACUGAGUCGCCCUGACCAGUCCCCGCACACACCUCUACACAUAACUGCGUCACUGAGUCGCACUGACCUGUCUCCGCACACACCUCUACACAUAACUGUGCGUCACUGAGUCGCCCUGACCUGUCCUCCCACACACCUCUACACAUAACUGUGCGUCACUGAGUUGCCCUGACCUGUCCCCACACACACACCUCUACACAUAACUGUGUCACUGAGUCACCCUGACCUGUCCCCACACACACACCUCUACACAUAACUGCAUCACUGAGUCGCCCUGACCUGUCCCUACACAUAACUCCGUCACUGAGUCGCCCUGACCUGUCUCCGCACACACCUCUACACAUAACUGUGCAUCACUGAGUCGCGCUGACCUGUCCCCGCACACACCUCUACACAUAACUGCGUCACUGAGUCGCCCUGACCUGUCCCCGCACACACCUCUACAAAUAACUGCGACACUGAGUCGCCCUGACCUGUCCCCACACACACCUCUACACAUAACUGUGCGUCGCUGAGUCGCCCUGACCUGUCCCCACACACACCUCUACACACAACUGUGCGUCAUUGAGUCGCCCUGACCUGUCCCUACACAUAACUGCGUCACUGAGUCGCCCUGACCUGUCCCCGCACACACCUCUACACAUAACUGCGUCACUGAGUCGCCCUGACCUGUCCCCGCACACACCUCUACACAUAACUGCGACACUGAGUCGCCCUGACCUGUCCCCACACACACCUCUACACAUAACUGCAUCACUGAGUCGCCCUGACCUGUCCCCACACAUAACUGCGUCACUGAGUCGCCCUGACCUGUCCCCGCACACACCUCUACACAUAACUGUGCGUCACUGAGUCACACUGACCUGUCCUCACACACACCUCUACACAUAACUGCGUCACUGAGUCGCACUGACCUGUCCCCGCACACACCUCUACACAUAACUGUGCGUCACUGAGUCGCCCUGACCUGUCUCGCACAUACCUCUACACAUAUCUGUGCGUCACUGAGUCGCACUGACUUGUGCCCGCACACACCUCUACACAUAACUCUGCGUCACUGAGUCGCCCUGACCAGUCCCCCCACACACCUCUACACAUAACUGUGUGUCAUUGAGUCACCCUGACCUGUCCCCACACCUCUACACAUUACUGUGUGUCACUGAGUCACUCUGGCCUGUCCCCACACACACCUCUACACAUAACUGUGCAUCACUGAGUCGCCCUGACCUGUACCUACACAUAACUGAGUCGCCCUGACCUGUCCCCGCACACACCUCUACACAUAACUGUGCGUCACUGAGUCGCCCUGACCCGUCCCCGCACACACCUCUACACAUAACUGUGUGUCAUUGAGUCACUCUGGCCUGUCCCCACACACACACACACACACCUCUACACAUAACUGUGCAUCACUGAGUCGCCCUGACCUGUACCUACACAUAACUGCGUCACUGAGUCGCCCUGACCUGUCCCCGCACACACCUCUACACAUAACUGUGCGUCACUGAGUCGCCCUGACCAGUCCCCGCACACACCUCUACACAUAACUGUGCGUCACUGAGUCGCACUGACCUGUCUCCGCACACACCUCUACACAUAACUGUGCGUCACUGAGUCGCCCUGACCUGUCCUCCCACACACCUCUACACAUAACUGUGCGUCACUGAGUUGCCCUGACCUGUCCCCACACACACACACACACCUCUACACAUAACUGUGUGUCACUGAGUCACCCUGACCUGUCCCCACACACACACCUCUACACAUAACUGUGCGUCACUGAGUCGCCCUGACCUGUCCCCACACACACCUCUACACAUAACUGAGUCGCCCUGACCUGUCCCCGCACACACCUCUACACAUAACUGCGACACUGAGUCGCCCUGACCUGUCCCCACACACACCUCUACACAUAACUGUGUGUCAUUGAGUCACCCUGACCUGUCCCCACACCUCUACACAUUACUGUGUGUCACUGAGUCACUCUGGCCUGUCCCCACACACACCUCUACACAUAACUGUGCAUCACUGAGUCGCCCUGACCUGUACCUACACAUAACUGCGUCACUGAGUCGCCCUGACCUGUCCCCGCACACACCUCUACACAUAACUGUGCGUCACUGAGUCGCCCUGACCAGUCCCCGCACACACCUCUACACAUAACUGUGCGUCACUGAGUCGCCCUGACCUGUCCCCGCACACACCUCUACACAUAACUGUGCGUCACUGAGUCGCCCUGACCUGUCCCCACACACACACCUCUACACAUAACUGUGCGUCACUGAGUCGCCCUGACCUGUCCCUACACAUAACUGCGUCACUGAGUCGCCCUGACCUGUCCCCGCACACACCUCUACACAUAACUGCGACACUGAGUCGCCCUGACCUGUCCCCACACACACCUCUACACAUAACUGCAUCACUGAGUCGCCAUGACCUGUCCCUACACAUAACUGCGUCACUGAGUCGCCCUGACCUGUCCCCGCACACACCUCUACACAUAACUGUGCGUCACUGAGUCGCCCUGACCUGUCCCCGCACACACACCUCUACACAUAACUGUGCGUCACUGAGUCGCCCUGACCUGUCCCCGCACACACACCUCUACACAUAACUGCGUCACUGAGUCGCCCUAACCUGUCCCCGCACACACCUCUGCACAUAACUGCGACACUGAGUCGCCCUGACCUGGCCCCACACACACCUAUACACAUAACUGCAUCACUGAGUCGCCCUGACCUGUCCCUACACAUAACUGCGUCACUGAGUCGCCCUGACCUGUCCCCGCACACACCUCUACACAUAACUGUGCGUCACUGAGUCGCCCUGACCAGUCCCCGCACACACACCUCUACACAUAACUGCGUCACUGAGUCGCCCUAACCUGUCCCCGCACACACCUCUGCACAUAACUGCGACACUGAGUCGCCCUGACCUGGCCCCACACACACCUAUACACAUAACUGCAUCACUGAGUCGCCCUGACCUGUCCCCGCACACACCUGUACACAACUGCGUCACUGUGUCGCCCUGACCUGUCCCCACACACACAUUCACACUGACAUGGGAGAGCAGAAAAGUAUACACCCCGGCUCCAUGCCCUGCAGCCAAAGCCCGGACGUUGUUGUUAUCUGCCAUUUGACAACUCUAAGCAAUGUAGGCUGGGUAUACGGGAUACGUCUCUGCAGAGAUGACAAGACGACGGCCCUGAUUCAAAGGAAAGAGCAUUUUGUAAUAUUCUUAACUAAACAAAUGCGACACCUUCAGUGGCAGAUGCCGGAUCUCCACCCACUUACAGUUUGUGUGGCCUGCCCAUGAAGGGGCCGAAUUAGCACUUAGCUAUAGCUCGUAUGCUGCACUGACUGAGCACAUGGUAGGAGGAGUUGCUGUCACUGCGUAUGCGCAGCACCUCAGCUCCAUCCCUUACACUGCAUGUUGUGCCCUCAAACCAUAGUAUACAAUAUAGCUCUUGUGAUCAUGGUUUCAACGGCUGCCCUAGAGGGGAGUUUCUGGGCCACUGGAAACCCUCCCCCGGGUUUGCCUAUAACCUUAGCAAUAUGUCAGUAACGGGCUAGCAGCUCAGUUACCCAGUCAGUCAUCACUGUACGGGGGCCAGUUACAGCCUAAUGGCUUCAAUCUUCCAACUCCUUGCCCCAUAAUACAAUUGGCGGGGAGGGGGAGGUGAUGCAGUCUGUCCUUCCGUGGCCCCACCCCCGCUCUGCUCCCUGAAGCCCCAGCGUCACUGUGAGUGCUGGACGUCCAUUUGUGGAAUUCCAGAUUUUGAGGACUUGAUUUGGCAAUCAUGUUACAUACAGAGGGGCUGAUUCAGUUACACGCAAGUGCACCAACAUCACUCAAAGAAACGCGGCCUAUAAACCCGCUUGCAGAGUAGUGGACCUCCAUAUUGCAUUGUCCCUGUCCAUCUGCUUGGGAAAGUAGUCCUCAUCACUAUGCGGCCAAGAGAGCCAUCUGAAAUAUUACUUAUCUCUGUGUAUGUAGAUUUUGACGAAGUUCAGGCUACAUGUCCCCUGCCCGUGGCCGAGAUGCCACACCCCUGCCCGUGGCCGAGAUGCCACACCCCUGCCCGUGCCGAGAUGCCACACCCCUGCCCGUGGCCGAGAUGCCACACCCCUGCCCAUGGCUGAGAUGCCACACUCCUGCCCAGGACUGCCAUCAGAAAUUGUGGGGCUCGGGACUGACAAAAUAGACAGGGCCGCACCACCAAAAAAAAAAAAACAGUAUUCUGUCACACUGCUCCACCCCAGGAAAGGCUUCUUUUAAGUCCACCAUGCGCAUCAGCCCAUUGUUAUUGUGCAGCUCUACAGGUAUUGGCGGCAGGAGCCAGUGGUGGGCCCCCUUUCAAUAAGGGCCUGGGACUCCAGUCACCGCAGUCCCACCCUGAUGGCUGCCUUGCCCGUGGCUGAGAUGCCACACCCCUGCCCAUGGCUGAGAUGCCACACCCCUUCCCGUGGCCAAGAUGCCACACCCCUGCCCGUGGCUGUGAUGUGUACAGUUGCGUACAAGAGGCGUGCGCAGCGCUACAAACCGCCAGAUGUAGCUAACAGAAUAGCUGGCUGGUCGCUGCGGUUCAGUACAAAAUUUAGCAUAAUGCAGUGUUAGUAAAUAAGCCUUUGAUGUCCAUAAUAUAGUUGUCGUUCUAACGUGACGCAGUAGCAACUAUAGGUUCUGGCAUCCCCUGUAUUGCUGCAACAGUAUAAAAAGUUAUUUUAAUGUAGAUAAAGCAAUGUUCCGGUUCUGUUACGAACGGAACAGUCUGCACAGGUCGUCUGCGACCGUCCGGAUUCUGAGAUAAUUUCUCUCCAUUUCACUAUACUGAAACUCAGACCAAAAAGUUGCCCCUUAUUCACUGCGAGAUAAACACACAAACUAAUGACCUCUAUACCCAAGAGCUUACGUUCAGCAAACGUGUAUUCUAAAGGUGCUGGGAAAAUUCUCUCUCUUUGUAUAGAAUGUCACAUACUACACUUCAAUUCUUAUUUUUUUUUUUUUGGCACAGCCCUAAGAGAAAUCGAAAACCUAAAAAAUAGAAACAAAAAAAAAAAUCUAUUAAAAAAAAUUAAAAAUGCCUGAAUUCCUUAAAAUAAACAGAAGGUGGGCGGCGAUUUUAAAGGUGCUAAACAUUUUAUGAAAAAUAUAUAUUGUUAAAUUAAAUCUAUCUGGUUGAUGACUGACUGUUUUUCCUUUCCAACCUUAUUUUUUAUUUUGUUUUUGUUUUAUUUUCGUUCUCUUAUUAUCGGGGGGUUGCGGGAGGAUGGGGAUUCUUGGAGUGCUCCGUGAAAGCACUGUUAUUUUACUCUUCUAUAUUAUUAUUAUUAUUACGGAAACAAACAAACAAAAAAUGAAAUAAAAAACAUUAAAAAGGCAUUUUAACUUUGUACUUGAAAUAAAUACAUAAGAAAAAAAUAAAAAAAAUAAAAAAAAAACGCAAGCAGAAGAUUUGAUGUGUUUUAGCCUAGACAUUGGAAUAGUUGGUGCUUUAACUCUUUGUGACAAUGAUGUAUACUGAAUUGAAGAUUAAACUAUGUAGAGGAUUUGAUAACUUUUACUGUUACAUAUGACAAUUGUAUCAUGUUUUGCUCAUCAUGUCCCCACAUUCCGUGCCCAGCUAGCUUACGUCUUCUUCCCUUUGUCAUAAGAUGUCCUAUCCAUCCCUGUGACCUCCUGUUCUCGGUUACGACUGUGAGCUCUAUGUGCGAGUUCGUGCUCGCUCAGCAAUUUGCUUGGCAAGUGGCGUCACCAAAAAAAAAAGAGGAAAAGGAAAAUAAUGAAACCGUGGUAGCGUGGCUGGAGAUAAGAGCUGUCUCUCGUGUGUUGCCGGGCAGCUGGGUAUCCCACAUGUGGAACUCAAAGUGACCAUGGUCCGUUAUCUCCCAACUGCUAUUAAUUUAAAGCUACUGGUUUACAGCAACAUUUGCUUUAGCACUUGCCAGGUGACCCUGGCCGUGACGCAGGUGGAGAUCCACUGUCCCCAUGGGAUCCGGUCUGAAGAUCGACAGUGUCUAGGUUGACAAUGUUUAGGUCGACAGGGUUUCUAGGUCGACAGGUCAAAAGGUCGACAUGAGUUUUUCAAAUUUUUUGAACUUUUUCAUACUUAACGAUCCACACGGACUAUGAUUGGGAAUAGUAACCUGUGCAGCGGUAGCGGAGCGAGGCACCUUGCCCGAAGCAUGGCGAGCGAACACGGUGCACUAAUUGGGCUUCCCAGUCACUGUACGGAGAAAACGACACAAAAAAAACCAUGAAAAACUCAUGUCGACCUUUGGACCUGUCGACCUAGAAGAUGUUGACCUAGAAACCCUGUCGACCUAGUGACUGUCGACCUAUAGCGGUUGACCUAAACAUUGUCAACCUAGACACUGUCGAUCUAAUGAACCACACCCGUCCCCAUUGUGUAACACUUUGGUUAAUGUGUCUCUGGAAGUCAUGCUUUGUAAUGAUGGCUUUAAUGACGUCAGUAUAGUAGUGACUGAAGUACUUGUCUAAGUGUGGUGCCUACAGAUUUAGUGCCCAGCCUCUGGAGGUUCUGUAGAUCUUAGGGGGCAAAUGACUCCAGAGGUUUGAAAGCGCCCAUGAAUUUGUCCUUCUCCGGUAGACUUGCCAAAGGACCACACCCCGGGCUCCAGUCCAUGUCUUGUAAGCCACAUUGGCAAUUCCAGCUCUGCCACAGAUGUUGUGACAUCCCACGUGGAGCUCUGGUUGGGGUCCCUCAGAAGCUGAGCCGACAGGAGUGUCCGUGGCAUGGUGACUGUGUCAUACCCCUCAGAUAACUGCUUUUCGUUCCUUUAUUAAGGAGAUGCUUCUGUCAUUGAAUGGUGUUAGCCCUUGUUUUGUUCUAGAACUGCUAUUUAUUGACAGUAAUAAUGUACAUUUCACCAAAUGAUUGCUGGAAGGAAGAAGCGCAGGUGGAGAGAGAAGAACCUGGAAGGCGUUAGUGGGGAUGUUUAGGGUUUUUUUGUUACUUAGGGGUAUGUUUUAGAGAAACGAGCCCUCUUCUGUUGACAUUCUGUUGUAUCUCUAUGUAAUUGAUGCUUGUGGCAUAACUGUAUAUGAACGAUUGAGGGGGCUCUGCCUGCCGCAGGUGGUCCCGUCUGUAUCGUCACCUCAUUAUUAUUUUUGUGCCCAGAAAAAUAAAAGAGAUAUAAAACAUUUGAA